GUCUUGCGUUAAUUAACAACACAAAUGUAAUAACACCCCACUGAUUAUGAUAAAUGGCGGCGUGCGAGACGCCAUUGUUUUUGGCACGCCCACUCCUGUCGUCCUCGAGCUCUGUCCCGUGAUAGCGAGUGUAACGUUGCUAAACAGCUGAUAGCGUGUCCGUCUCUGUUUGUAAAAAGCCAUGGUAUUCAGCCAACGUUGGUGAAAAGAUAAACACGUCAUCUCCACAACUACUCAAGAUGUUGUCUCGUCUACUGAAGGAGCACCAGGCGAAGCAAAAUGAGCGGAAGGAGCAGCAGGAGAGACGCAGACGUGAAGCUAUUUCCGCCGCCACCUGUCUGACAGAAGCUCUGGUGGACCACCUCAAUGUCGGAGUUGCCCAGGCAUACGUAAACCAGCGUAAGCUCGAUCAUGAGGUGAAGACUCUCCAAGUGCAGGCUAGCCAGUUCUCCAAACAAACUGCUCAGUGGAUCAGUAUGGUGGAGGGUUUUAAUCAGGCCCUAAAGGAAAUUGGGGAUGUGGAGAACUGGGCCCGCAGUAUUGAGAUGGACAUGAGGACCAUUUCCACAGCUCUGGAGUACGUACACAAGGGACAACUGCAGUCUGCUUCCUCAUAAACCUCAUGGUGGGACGUUUACAGCUGAACCUAAACACACUGGAAUGAAACACUCGUAUCAGCGAAGAUGCAAGCAGCAAAGACUUCGCUCAGUGUAGUAAUGCUGAUGGUUGCUCUGUUCAGUGAAAUGCUGAAAGUUUUAAAUCUGUCUUGUGGCGACUCCAAUCAAUAACAUUCAGGCAAUCUGUCAUUGAACAAUGUGCUCUGUCAGUAUGGAUCUUUGAAGGUGUCACGUAUAAAAUCUAGGUUCACCUGCUUGUCACAAUUUUGUAGUUGCUAUAACACAAUUUCUGAAACUAAGGCCCAUUUUGUCAUAACUAAUCAUAUAACAACAGAAAACAUAAUUACUUUGAACAUCACUCUAUUUGAAAGCAAAACAAAUAAUAUUGCGACUACUUCCUUUAACUCUCUCUGAAAUUUGCCUCUGUUGUUGCGCAGACCAAAGAGCCAAUCUGAAUCCUAUUUAUAGUGUUCAAGAUCCAAUGUUUGGAAGGUUACAGAUGGAUUGUGGGUGCAGACGACUUGAUGAUAAAUGGUAUUUCAAUGGCAUUGUUUAGCAAACAACGUACACAGGCUUUUAGUUUUUGAAAGAUGUGUCUAAUGUAAUUUUAAACGUAGUGUUAAGCAGGCAAUGUGCUUAUGAUUUGGCAUACCUGGUCAAUAAAUUGGCUACAUGAGUCAGGGGUUCCAAUAAUAUGACACAAGUCUUUUUUGUCUUAGUAAUUAUGCUUCACAGGCCACAGAGACAUUGCUUCCUGCCUCCUUGUCUAUAGUAUCUCUUAAAAGUGUUUUAUAGGAAGGUUACUUUUCAGCACCUGAUACUUACAUUGUAUCUAUAUUUUAAUGUAUUAUAGUAUCUUAUGUCCAGGGAUUCACUGUUCUUUUCAGACAACUUCUCGUUCACUUUUGUUCCCAUUUAACAAUGGAACUCCUGUGAUUUAUAAAGGAAAAAAAAAAUAGCAUGAAGAACCUCUAAAGGUAAGUUUGAGCAGUUUGGAUCACAAUCUGUAUAAGUAGUGAUCAGGAAAAGAUGAACCGUGAACUAAAUAAGUACCAGUACUGAAAGAGUUCUCAUAAAGAUGUAUGUUUGAAUUAGGACUUUCAGACUUUAACACAUGUUUGAUACUUUAUAGCUGUGAAGGAUUUCUGGGUCAAGGAUUGGAGUUUCUUUGAUGGUUUAUUGGUGGCCUUUAUGAAAACAAGGUCAAAUGACAAAGAAGUAACGUUAGACAUUUAUUGUGUUAAAGUUUUGUAACAAAACUACUGGAAAACCCCUCAAUACAAUAACUGGAUACAUA
Molecule: messenger RNA, 1914 nt
Organism: Cyclopterus lumpus (lumpfish)
Lineage: Eukaryota; Metazoa; Chordata; Actinopteri; Perciformes; Cyclopteridae
Gene: bloc1s1
Product: biogenesis of lysosomal organelles complex-1, subunit 1
Exons: 4
Coding region: 240-617 (125 amino acids)
Biological process (GO): endosomal transport
Cellular component (GO): BLOC-1 complex
Source: RefSeq, a predicted model, not a curated record